This is a messenger RNA of Closterium sp. NIES-65, 1050 nucleotides long. NCBI's taxonomy places the organism in Eukaryota, Viridiplantae, Streptophyta, Zygnematophyceae, Desmidiales, Closteriaceae. The record is from the annotation of a GenBank genome assembly.
AUGUUUGCGGAACAACCUCGCUUGUCCCCUCACAUCGUCCUCAGCCUUGACGCAUCGCCACCCUCGCGACCCCCGUGUCCCCGUCGCCAUCACCACUCCCAACGCUUCCUCGCACAGGCCCGCGGCAUCCUCUUUCCACCCCGCGCGCGCUCUUUUCGCCUCCCGCGCGGCAUCCUCUUGCCGCCCCGCGCGCGCAUUUGCUGCCUCUCCGGCGGUCUCCUCUCACCAUCCCUAGCGUGCGGCACGCGCCUUUAUAGCGCGCGCGUCUGUUGCCUCCCCGCAUGGCCUCCCCUCAGCAUCCCGUGCGUGCUCCUCGACAACUCACCCUCGCGUGAGCCUCUCGCCUUUAUAGCGCGCGCUAUAAACUGUGCACCCAUGCGCGGGCUCCUCUCACCUUCCCGCUCGUCCUCCUCUCGCCGCCCCACGCGUGCAUCUCUCGCCUCCCCGCACGUGCAUCUCUCGCCUCCCCGCGCGUGCAUCUCUCGCCUCCCCGCGCGUGCAUCUCUCGCCUCCCCGCGCGUGCUCCUCCCGCCACCCCGCGCGCACCCCUCUGGCCCCCCCGCGCAGCAUCCUCUUACCAUGCGCACGUGCGACACUCGCCUCCCCUCGCGAGCUCCGCUCUCCUCACCUCCAAUGCAUGCUCCCCUCCCCUCCCCGCGCAUGCUCCUUUCUCCUCACCUCCCCACGUGUGCGACUCUCUGCUCACCCUGCGUGCGGCUCUCGCCUCCCCGCACGUGCUUCCCCCUCCUCACCUUGCGUGCUCCUCUCGCCUCCCCGCGUGUGCUCCCCUCUCCUCCCCGCGCGUGCUCCCCUCUCCUCCCCGCGCGGACUCCUCUCACCUCACCGUGCGAGCUCCUCUCUCCUGACCUUGCGUGCUCCUCUGCUCUUCUGUUCCCCCUCUCCCCCUCUUUUUCUGCCCUGCUCCUCUUUCGCUCUCUGCUUCUCUUUCCCCCCUCUGCUUCUCUUGUCGACCUCCACUCAUCCUUGCCCCCUCGCUCCCUUCCAUCCCACUCAACUGCCUCCCCUCGCGUGCUCCUCUCGCCUUUAUAG